Dalotia coriaria is the source of this 3599-nucleotide messenger RNA. Its product is annotated as E3 ubiquitin-protein ligase RNF216-like. Gene Ontology annotation, biological process: protein linear polyubiquitination; proteasome-mediated ubiquitin-dependent protein catabolic process. Lineage: Eukaryota; Metazoa; Arthropoda; Insecta; Coleoptera; Staphylinidae. Gene Ontology annotation, cellular component: LUBAC complex. The coding region runs from base 998 to 3496 and encodes 832 amino acids. The transcript is spliced from 9 exons. Gene Ontology annotation, molecular function: ubiquitin binding; ubiquitin-protein transferase activity. The record is from RefSeq and is a predicted model, not a curated record.
ACAAAUAAACUAACCCCGAACCCCACAAGUGAAUGGUAACCUUGAUAACUAUGGCAAUUAUCAGCCCUAUCAGGAAAUCAAAGUUUAAAUUUUUGUUUCUUACUUUAAAACGAAAUACAUGAAAAUACUUUCUACAAAAUUUCGACGAUUUAUUAAAAUGAUGUAUCAAACUGAAGUUAUGCAAACCAAAUUGUGCUGAAGCAGCUGAAACAUAAUGUUGCUUACAAAUAUUUAUUAUACUGGUUCACAAUGGAUACUACAAAAAUAUUAAUAAAUAUUAAUGGUGACCAAAUUGAUUUUCAUCUCUUAAAGUUGGCAAUUGAUUGUGCUAAAACAGGUAAGCAGGUUUGGUUUUUUGCUCCAAAGGUAUUUACCUCUUUACCAAGAGAUCUAGGAUUUCCUGAUCAACAAAUUUUAAAACUUAUAAGGUUUUUUUACCUAAAGGAUUGUUUUGAUUUAUUAAAACAUUUAAGUGAGAUUCAAUCAUGGAUGCAAGUUCCUACUAUUUUGAUUGUUUAUAGGUUUAAUUGUUAUAUUAAACAUGAUUACCUUGUGGCUGGUUACUUAAUGUGCCAUUUGCUAGAUGGGAUCAGUCAUUGUGCCAGAAGGAUUGCAUCACAAUGUUAUUUGAUAUUAGGCUGUGAUAAUAUAAAUAAUGACAAUAAUAUAUUACAGAGAUUAGUAGAUUUAUAUAUUGAUCAUUUACUAGAUAUUGAAGAGAUAUAUCAAGUUUAUAAUAUUUUAAAGUUAGAAUAUUAGAUUGUGUUGUCCAAACUGUGAAUAUGUUCAUUUGUUUAAUUGAUUUGGUUUGUGUAUUUUAUUUUUUGUUUUACAUAUGAAAAGAAAUAAAUGAGAAUUAAAAAAAUCGUUUGUUGUUUGCACUUACUAACCAUCCCAUCCCAAAGUAAGGUUAAAAUUACUGAUGUCAAUUGAAAUCAGUGAAAAUUUUAUUUAAGUAAAGUGGCCGCAUAAAUCGGGCGUAUUGAAAAGUAAAGAGAUGGAAACAAUGCAUCCAUUAUGUUGGCAACUUAAUAAAGGCCUACCCCUUAAUGAUCAAAGGAAGUGUGACUUGGGUGUAUAUUCAAUGAUAUGUUUUGAUAAUCAAGUAGAAAAUUUUGUUCAUUGGAAAGAAUCAAUCCACAGAAAACAAUUGAUUAAAGAAAUGACAAUAAUGUUUCCCCAGUAUGUGCCAGAUGCAAUAAAACAAAUAAUUAGAAAUAUUCCCUUGCACAUCAAUGCACAGUAUGCUAUUUUAAAAGCCAUUGCAAGUGGUUGCCAUUGUCCUUCAUUCAGGUUGGAUGCUAUGAAUCUUCCACUUGUAACUAAUAAUGUUGAGAAGCAUGAUGAUGAAAUUGAAAAUAAUUUGUUGGAUUUGUUUGACACAUUUCCAGAACCAGUCAAUGAGGAAAUGCCACAAUUGCCAUAUAUAAAUAAUCCAAAUUUAUAUGUGUCAGAAAGGAUUUCAGAUACUGAUCAAAUCAAUAUGAAUAAUCAAACAACACCAGAGGCUGGUCCAUCUGGCAUUUCUUAUACUAAUAUAAAAUCAAAUAAUAUACCAGUAAUUUCUGUUGCGAAUGACCAACCAGGACCAAGUACUUCAAUAUUAAAGCAAAGAAUUGAUACCAUUGAUAUACCUCAAGCUGUAGGAUCUCCAAAUUCAGGAAUUUCUGACCUUAAUGAUAUUCCUUGGGAUGAUUUUCUGGAUGGUGCAAUUGAUUUAAGACCAGCAGUUCCAGAAACUAAAAACAAUUUUCCAGAAACAACAGGUGGAGUGGCCAAGAUCUCACAGAAAAGACCGAGUUCUUCUAAUUCAGAAAAAUCAGCCGGUCCGCCAGCAAAAGCGUCGAAGCAUUCACAAGCUCAUUCGUCAAAUUGUAAUGCCUUGGGACCAGUUAUUGUCCUAGAUCAAAUUAGCCAAGCAUCUGUUCAAAAACUAAUUAACACUCUGUCGGAAAUUUUCCCUGAUUGUCAAAUUAAUUUCUUGGAGAAGUUGUGUCGUGAAAAAGAAUACAGUACCGCAAAUGUUGAUAUCAUAACAGACCAAUUGUUAACACAAGACUACCCAAAAAAAGAGAAGGAAGUUUCAAUUAAUUUUGAUGAGCAAUUGGAAAUAAUGAUGAAUGUUCUGCCCGAUGCAGAUCCGGAAUACUUGUCGAACGAAUUAACGAUGAUGCAGAAUAGCGAGGAAUUGAAGUUGUUCAUAAGCGAAGCAUUGGAGUUCCGCAACUAUCCAAAAUUGGAAGAUGUUGUCAGAAAGAAGCAAAUAAGUGCACAAGUGAAGCAGUAUACAACGGACUUCAAUCCUGUUGAUUUUUUGAAACUUAUACCAGACCCAGAGACGUAUUUUGAUAGAAAAACGUUUCGGGCUGGAGUUUUAGAUGAUGAUGUACAAACUAGAUACGCCGUCCAUUACUUCCUGAGAAAUCACUUUUCCAAAUUAGGUUUGAAAAUGAUUUCUUCCGUUAUGGAAAAUUCAUCCACAAUCUUAGAAGUGGUUGAAAAACUUGAUAAUUGUAUGAAAACUUCAAAAGGAAUAAUCCAUUCCAAGCGGAAGCGAAUUGAAACACAAAAUAACAAUAUUCCACUCCUUCAAUUAUUCGCCUAUAUUACGCAUAAACGUUUGAUUGAACGCACAAAGGAACAAUUAAAAAUUGAUGCAGAAAAAAGAAAACAAGAGGCUAUAGACAACAAAGAAGUAAACACAUGCGGUUGCUGUUUCGACGAGGAGGUGAUGCGUGAGGACAGCUUCUGUUGUACUAAUGGGUGUUUGUUCUGCAAGCAAUGUAUUAGGCAAAGCGCCGAAAUACUUUUUGCUGAAAAUAAUUUGGCGUUUCCGUGUUUGUUGCGCUGCGGUGCAGAUUUCACACUGGAGAUAUUACAGGCUUGCCUGACACCAAAAAUAUUUUGUAAAAUUGCAAAGCGUAAGCAGUUGGAAGAGGUGAAAGCAGCCGGUAUUGAAGAUUUAGAAAUCUGCCCUUUCUGUGAUUUUGCCUCUAUACCAUCCGCGGCUGAUAAAGUGUUCAAAUGUUUGAAUCCAGAGUGCAUGAAAGAGACGUGCAGAUUGUGUAAGGAACCAUCUCACAUUCCUUUGCGUUGUGAUGAGGUGGAAAAAGAUCACGAUGUCAAGCAGCGUGUAUUCGUUGAAAAUCAAAUGACCGAAGCAUUGAUGAGAAAAUGUUGGAGGUGUCAACUAAAAUUCAUCAAGUCUGAUGGUUGCAACAAAAUUACCUGCCAGUGUGGAGCGACUAUGUGUUACAUAUGUAACCAGUCAAAAGUUGAGUAUAAUCAUUUCAACGGGUUGGGAGGAAAAGAAUUCCAAAAAUGUCCAUUAUAUUCGAACACCGACUUAUUGCAUGAACAAAAUGCCAUAAAUGGCGGGUUACAAGCCAAAAAGCAAUUGGGCGUAGAUUCCUUAAAGGUUGAUCCUUUAGCGGAUGCUGAAAUGCGAAUAGAUCACGCGAAAAAAACGUACACGAAGAGGCCUGGAGAACAUUAGGGAUAUAUAUGUAUAAUUAUUAUGAUUAUUAUUUUUGUCUACUUUAUAUUUUGUUAUAUUAUAUGUAAAUCAAGUAUUGCCAUUAAAUAAUUUUUUAAUUCUA